Messenger RNA from Mycetomoellerius zeteki, 1097 nucleotides. RefSeq names its product Cellular Repressor of E1A-stimulated Genes (gene CREG). The coding region runs from base 136 to 921 and encodes 261 amino acids. The record is from RefSeq and is a predicted model, not a curated record. The transcript has 5 exons. Lineage: Eukaryota; Metazoa; Arthropoda; Insecta; Hymenoptera; Formicidae.
CGAAGUUUGUAAAGCGCGCGCAGUCAGCAUUAACCACUUGUAAGGCGCACUUGCUCCCAAGCUUCAUUUUAAUUGAGAGAAAUAGCGCUGAGCGUAGUCUUGCUUACGCAUCGUGAAAUAUACAUAGCGCAUAUCAUGAUGUCGCGAAUCGCGAUCAUCAUCGCUCUAUGCGUUCUAUCGAGCGAAGCACGCAACUUUAAUGAAAUGAAGGAAAUAUUCUGGAACAAAAUUCAAGAGAACGUUGAAGCGAGUGAGACAAAGGAUGAGUUAUACAAAUCUGCCGAGUUCUCAACGCGUUCAAUUGGGUUCGACGAUGAUCGAGAGGCUCAGCUGAGAAGUCGUACUCGGACAUUACAGAAUUUACCACCGGCCGUAAUGGCAAGAUACAUCGUUAAUCAAGCUGAUUGGGGGGCCGUAGCGACGAUAAGCACAAGGAAAGAUGUUCCAGACUUUCCCGUUGCAAAUUUGAUCUCCAUCGCCGAUGGGCCUGUUGGAGACGGUACCGGAAUACCGUACAUGUAUCUCACCCCUUUGGACUAUACCGCUCAAGAUCUUGCUAAAGAUCAUCGUGCGACUGUGUUCGUAUCAUUAGCUCAAGGAAACUAUUGCAAGGAUAAGGGAUAUGAUCCGAUGGACCCAAGAUGCGCUAGAGUCCUUCUGACUGGAAAGAUUAAAGCGGUGAAAAACGAGACUCAGAAAGUCGUGGAACAAUUAUUUUUCGGUCGUCACCCAAAAUUACAGAAUAUGCCUGCAGAUCACCGUUUCUUUUUCGCCCAGUUGGACAUAACUACAAUUGCCUUAUUGGACACCUUUGGUGGACCGAAAUAUAUUUCCGUUGAUGAUUACUUAAACACACCGACCAUCCGCAGAAAUUCUGAUUUGCGCCGUAGAAAAAUUAUUUUUAAUAAAUCUACUGUUUGACAAGAGUAUACUUCCUGUCAGAAUCUAAUAAGAUCCUGAUAGUCCAAAUUUCCAAAGCUUGAUAUCAAGUCUUCCCUAGAAAGGAAUUUUUAAAACUAAUUAAUAUAUUUUUAUAUGUCUAAUAACUUGCAUUGUUAAGAAUUUAUGUAAAAACUAUGUGCAUUACUGGGGAUUUC